Molecule: messenger RNA, 4438 nt
Organism: Gavialis gangeticus (Gharial)
Lineage: Eukaryota; Metazoa; Chordata; Crocodylia; Gavialidae
Gene: RNGTT
Product: RNA guanylyltransferase and 5'-phosphatase
Exons: 16
Coding region: 24-1742 (572 amino acids)
Biological process (GO): 7-methylguanosine mRNA capping; protein dephosphorylation
Molecular function (GO): mRNA guanylyltransferase activity; protein tyrosine/serine/threonine phosphatase activity; ATP binding
Source: RefSeq, a predicted model, not a curated record
GAAAAUUUUUACCUCUAAAGACAAUGUUAGGACCAAGAUAUGAUGAUCAAGUUGCUGAAGAAAAUCGUUUCCAUCCCAGUAUGCUGUCCAAUUAUUUAAAGAGUCUGAAGGUCAAAAUGGGUUUGUUGGUAGACUUGACAAACACCACUAGAUUCUAUGAUAGAAAUGAUAUAGAGAAAGAAGGGAUCAAAUACAUAAAACUUCAGUGUAAAGGGCAUGAAGAAUGCCCUACACCUGAGAACACAAAAACAUUUAUCCGUGUAUGUGAGCAUUUCAGUGAAAAGAACCCUUCAGAGCUUAUAGGUGUUCAUUGUACACAUGGUUUCAAUCGAACGGGUUUUCUUAUCUGUGCCUUUUUGGUUGAGAAGUUGGAUUGGAGUAUUGAAGCUGCAGUGGCUACUUUUGCACAAGCCAGACCACCAGGUAUCUAUAAAGGUGACUAUCUGAAAGAACUGUUCCGCCGUUAUGGAGAUGUAGAGGACGCACCACCACCACCUGAACGACCUGAAUGGUGCUUUGAAGAUGAGGAUGAGGAUGACGAAGAGGAUGAUGAUGGUAAAUCAGGCGGUCAGGAAUCAGAACCUGGAUCAUCAAGUUCUUUUAGCAAAAGGAGAAAAGAACGCCUAAAACUGGGUGCAGUUUUCUUGGAAGGCGUGACAGUUAAAUAUGUGACCCAAGUGACAACUCAACCAAAAUUGGGCGAGAUACAGCACAAAUGUCAGCAAUUCUGUGGAUGGGGAGGGUCUGGAUUCCCUGGAGCACAGCCCGUUUCCAUGGACAAGCAAAAUAUUAAAGCUUUAGAGCAGAAGCCAUACAAAGUAAGCUGGAAAGCAGAUGGUACUCGGUAUAUGAUGUUGAUUGAUGGCAAGAAUGAAGUUUAUAUGAUUGAUAGAGAUAACUCAGUGUUUCAUGUAUCAAACCUGGAGUUUCCAUUUCGUAAAGAUCUUCGUACACACUUAACAAAUACUCUUUUGGAUGGGGAAAUGAUCAUUGACAAAGUGAAUGGACAAGUCGUCCCUCGUUACCUGAUAUACGACAUUAUUAAAUUCAAUAGACAGCCAGUUGGAGAUUGUGAUUUUAAUGUUCGACUCGCGUGCAUAGAAAAAGAGAUUAUAUUUCCACGACACGAAAAGAUGAAGAAUGGUCUUAUUGACAAAGCACAGGAACCAUUCAGUGUUCGAAACAAGCCAUUUUUCGACAUACAUGCUGCAAGAAAGCUUCUUGAAGGAAGUUUUGCUAGGGAAGUCAGUCAUGAAGUGGAUGGACUAAUUUUUCAGCCUACAGGGAAAUACAAGCCUGGUCGAUGUGAUGAUAUUUUAAAAUGGAAGCCUCCCAGUCUGAAUUCUGUUGAUUUUCGCCUAAAGAUAACAAAAAUUGGUGGAGAAGGGCUCCUUACCCAGAAUGUUGGUCUUCUUUAUGUUGGAAGUUUUGACAGACCUUUUGCACAUAUUAAGGUGACAAAAGAAUUAAAACAGUAUGACAAUAAAAUUAUAGAGUGCAAGUUUGAGAACAACAGCUGGGUCUUCAUGAGGCAGAGGAUAGACAAAAGCUUUCCAAAUGCUUACACAACAGCUUUAGCCAUAUGCAACAGCAUCCAAAAUCCGGUCACAAAAGAAAUGUUGUUUGAGAUCACUGAAAGGUGUACAGCAACGUCACAAGGACAGACACGUAACCAUCAUCUGGAUCCUGACACUGAACUUAUGCCACCACCUCCUCCCAAAAAACCACGCACCAUAACCUAACACCACAGGCUCAGCAUAUGGCAUAUUUACAGUUCUGCAGAAGGUGAAAUGAAAGUGUGAGAAUUAAAAACACUUGCAAAAAAACGUAAUUUAAAGCAUCCUGUAAAUACUAAGAUGCAUCUUUUUCAAAUGCCACAUCAUGAACUUUCUUUUCUAACUGGUAAAUUCAACCUUACUUUGUGGGAUUUGAAGAUUGAAAUAUCCAAAGGUUUAGACAAGAACAGUACAGAAUCAAUGGAAAGCUGUCUUGUUUCUAUACGGAUAUAUUUCACCUUUAAUUUAUAAUGUCAGCAAUCUGGAACUGAGAACAUUGGAACACUGUAAGUUUUCGAAGCUGUAUUUCAAAGAUAGUGGUGUUUUUCUUUUUUAUUUAAUUGGUUAGGAUUUGUCAUCUUUAGUAUAAUUUAUCAUAGUUUUCCUACAUUUCUGAGACUCAUGUUUAAGAGCAAACAGCAAUGUUGUUUGUGCACUGUAUUGGUUUAUAAAAAACCUCAUUAGGGUUCACAGAUUUUAAAAUUAGUUUGGCUUUUUUGUUGUUGAAAUAUUAAAGUGAGUCUUUAUUGUUGUAAACAGCAUCCUUCUGAAAGAAAGUGCUGGGUGUCUUUUUUCCUGUUUGAACUAACACACCUCAUAUGGUGGGCUGAUUUUAGCUUUGCCUUUUGCCUUUUAAGUUUAUCUGUAGAUAAGGAACACUCACCAAAUCCUUAGUAUUAAAGUGUCUGUUGUGAGACAAUUUCUAGUUCAGGGCUUAGUUCUCCAUUGUAAAGAAUAUUAAAAAGUACACCUCACUGUGAUAUGCAAGAGUAAUAACCAGUACUAAUGAUGUUGUCUUAGAUCCAGCACAAAAUGGCAGAAGAAAUGCCAGACAACUCCUCUGACAGAGAGGUAAUGCCAGUAGAAUUGAGCCGUAUCACAGGGGUAAGGGUCUUUUGUUAGAAAAAUGCCAGGGCAAAGGCAAAGCAUUUAUUGGUGGAAAUGAACAUCCUGGAAUGAGGGCAUUUAUUUUCAAAGCUGGAGAAAGCUGUCCUGUGACAAUAUUUAAUCCACCAACGUUAUAUCUUAUACCACCAAAUGCUGAAGCAAAUAUCCUGAUGACUCUUAAAGUAUGUUGACAGUUGUUCAGACUUGUUAGUAUUGAAAAGCUGCAUUCUGUUUGAUUUAUGAAGUAAUUGUCCUGAAUUUAAACUAAUUAGAAACAACUUUAAUUAUAAAAAUGCAGUUUUAAGAAGUUUACUGUACCAUUUAUAAGCUGGUAUUUGGCUGUUUAUAUAUAGCUUACUUGAUAUGUAAGUAUGGGUCAUCCAUGCAUUCAGCAAUCUGAUUAGCUAACAUGAUUUCAUUUGGUAUAAUAUUAACCAAAAACAUGUUUAUAUUUAAAUGAGUUUUAACGUUUGUAAACAAAGUUAACUCCUGCAAUAUUUUUUUCUAUAUGGAAACUUUAGGGCUAUGCUUUGUGGAGGCUUCUCCAAUUGUUUCAACAUGUUGUAUACACUGUAUCAUUUUCAUGGUAAUCUUAGCAUCUCUUUCCUGGGAUAUUCCAUAUCUGUUGUAGGGAAUGAAAGGAGUUAAAUAAGUUACUUUUUUGCUACAUUAAAACUUGAGAGGAAAAAGUGUGUUCAUUAAUGCUCAUGUUUCAAUCAUACACACUUUCUGCUCAUUAUCUAUAUUAAAGAUACAGUAUUGCCUAUGCAAGGUUGCAAAAUUGUCUCCUAAAAUCAGCCUUAUUAAUUUGAUAUGAAAAUCUAUGCAACCUCUACAUUCUGCAUCGAAACACACAGGAAAUGAUUUUUUUCACAUAGUAUAUUUUUUCCAGACAACACUCUUUUCAGUGAGAUAAAUUAUAACAAACUUUUUGUCAACAAUCUUUUGUUUAAAGAUUGUUUAAACAGUGCUGUUUAAUGGUUGCGACCUUUUAAAUAUGUUAUAUUUAAAAAGAGCGUCUCAUUGUUUUAAAUACUUAUCCAGCUUAUGGGCUUUGUACUACUUACCACCACCACCCACUGCUGCUUGAAUUUCAACUGAACUUCAAUGUUUUUUUUUUUCCUUUGCCUAUAGCGCUGUGGCACUGUAGUCUAUCUUCUACAUGCAUUUCACCUACGUCAGUCUCACUUACGGCCCUUUGCUUGUUUUGAUAUUGUUCUUUUUCCCCACUCAAGCUUCAAAUGGAUUUAAUGAAGGAAUUGUAAAGACAGUGAAAGCUCAUUUGAUGAUUGGGAGCUUCAUGUUGUGAUUUGACUUUGGAACUCUUCCUGUACUGCUUGCCCAUUGCUGUUAUAAGAGGCUAUCUUGGCUUUUCUUCAGUUUUUUUCAGAAAAACUAUUUACCAAGAAGGGAAAUGGUAGAAAGAAGAGCCAGAGUUUUGGUUUUUUUUAAAAGAAACUCCAUUUAGACCCAGCUGGGUUUUAGGAUUGUAAAAUGUAUGAGACCCCUUUCUCUGCUAAUAAAUAUUCAGUAGUCUAAGAUCAAGGUCAAGGGGACAAGGAAGGCUGUCAUAAACUAAGAAAAAACAAACUGUCUACUCUGAAGCUAUAGAGUAUGAGUUCAUCCUCCCCCUCCAACUCCAGUUUUGUUAUUUGUUAAAUAAUGCCUAUAGAAGUUAUUGCAUUUUGCUUUCAGUGAAGUUAUCAAAAAUGUCAGUACAUUCCUCUGCAAACUAUGUAUUAAGUAUUUUAAUAAAGUCAGUGGUUUAAAAUACC